GCCUGCGAGGUGGCUCAAGGAUUACAGCUGGCUCUGUGCUCAGAGAUCAUGCCUAGUGGGGCUCAGCUCACUGCGGAAGUUCCUCUUCUUACCCUGCACCCAGAGACUAGCCGGAGAGACUAGAACAGAAGGCACCAUGAGUGGGGUCCCCGUGGGAAGUCGGCCUGGGGGCCGCGGAGGACCAGGUGUUCAGCAGAACAUUCCUUCCACCCUCCUCCAGGACCACGAGAAUCAGCGAAUCUUUGAGAUGCUUGGACGGAAAUGCUGGACAUUGGCCACGGCAGUUGUUCAGCUGUACCUGGCGCUGCCCCCUGGAGCCGACCACUGGACCAAGGAGCAUUGUGGGGCUGUGUGUUUUGUGAAGGAUAACCCCCAGAAAUCCUACUUCAUCCGUCUUUACGGACUUCAGGCUGGUCGACUGCUCUGGCAACAGGAGCUGUAUUCCCAGCUGAUCUACUCUACCCCGACCCCCUUCUUCCACACCUUCGCUGGGGAUGACUGCCAAGCAGGGCUGAACUUUGCAGACGAAGGAGAGGCUCAGGCCUUCCAGGCCCUGGUGCAGGAGAAGAUCCAAAAAAGGAAUCAGAGGCAAAGUGGAGACAGACGCCAGCUCCCACCACCACCAGCACCAGCCACUGAAGAGAGAAGAGGAGGGCUCCCACCCCUGCCCCCGCACCCAGGAGGAGGCCAAGGGGGCCCACCAGCUGGCCCAGUGGCACUGGGGCUAGUGACAGUAGAUAUCCAAAAUCCAGACAUCACAAGUUCACGGUACCGUGGGCUCCCAGCACCUGGGCCUGGACCCUCUGAUAAGAAACGCUCUGGGAAGAAGAAGAUCAGCAAGGCUGAUAUUGGUGCACCCAGUGGAUUCAAACAUGUCAGCCACGUAGGGUGGGAUCCCCAGAAUGGAUUUGAUGUGAAUAAUCUGGACCCAGAUCUGCGGAGCCUGUUCUCCAGGGCAGGAAUUAGUGAGGCCCAGCUCACUGAUGCAGAAACCUCCAAACUGAUUUAUGACUUCAUUGAGGACCAGGGUGGGCUGGAGGCAGUGCGGCAGGAGAUGAGACGCCAUGAUCCACUCCCACCACCCCCACCACCAUCCCGAGGAGGGAACCAGCCCCCACGCCCCCCUACUAUGGGAACUAACAAGGGUCGUUCUGGUCCACUGCCCCCUGUUCCGUCAGGAGGGGCCCCACCACCACCAACACCCCGGGCACCCCCACCCCUGGGCCGAGGAGGCCCUCCACCUCCACCUCCUCCAUCCACUGGACGUUCUGUACCCCCGCCCCCUCCCCCCUCUAUGACUGGGAGUUCGCCACCACCUCCACCACCUCCACCACCACCUUGCCUUGGGGAUGGACCUAUCCCUCCACCACCUCCUCCCACUCUGGGGUCCAUGGGGUGCCUGGCUCCUAGUGGGGGCCGGGGGGCCCUUUUGGAUCAAAUCCGGCAAGGAAUUCAGCUGAACAAGACUCCUGGUGCCCCAGAGAAUUCAGCACUGGCGCCCCCACCUCAGAGCUCUGAGGGACUAGUGGGGGCACUGAUGCAUGUGAUGCAAAAGAGAAGCAAAGCCAUUCACUCUUCGGAUGAAGGAGAGGACCAGGCCGGUGAUGACGAUGAUGAUGAUGAAUGGGAUGACUGAGUCACCCUCCCCAGCUUUUUCCUGCACUCACUGCCCUGAACACCCCCACUCAUGUCCGGCAGCUGUUUCUAGUUGCCCUUCGUUCUUGCUUCUAGGAUCCCUAGUCCUAUUCUUUCCCAUCAACCCCUCCAAUGCUAUUCUCUGCUAGCUUCCUCCACCCCUCGCAGCAGUACUUGGCCCCCCUUUUCCAUGAAAUUUCUCAGGAAUUUUUAGGAUUUCUCAAGGAUUUUUAAUGGGUGGGAGAGGGAUUUAGGCCAUACCCGACAGUGCUCUGGGCUUAUUCCUAGCUCUGUGCUCAGGAGUGACUCCUGGUGGUGCUCAUGGGAAUAUAUGUGGUGCCAGUGAUUGUAAUGGUGUGGACCACAUGUAAGACAAGGUCUUAAUCCCUGUACUAUCUAUCUCUCUGGCCUCAAGGAUUUUUAAACAAAAAUA
Molecule: messenger RNA, 2068 nt
Organism: Sorex fumeus (smoky shrew)
Lineage: Eukaryota; Metazoa; Chordata; Mammalia; Eulipotyphla; Soricidae
Gene: WAS
Product: WASP actin nucleation promoting factor
Exons: 13
Coding region: 137-1636 (499 amino acids)
Biological process (GO): actin filament organization
Molecular function (GO): actin binding
Source: RefSeq, a predicted model, not a curated record